Caenorhabditis bovis is the source of this 627-nucleotide messenger RNA. Lineage: Eukaryota; Metazoa; Nematoda; Chromadorea; Rhabditida; Rhabditidae. The record is from the annotation of a GenBank genome assembly.
AUGAUCGUGCCGUUUUUGCUAUUCUCCGCAUUAUUAUUCUUCUCAGUUAUCUUUGAUAUUCUCCUAUUAAUCAUUGUAAUCCUCUAUGGUGAUAAAAAAAGAAUUCCAGUCGUCUACAUUUACAACCUUCUUAUAUGCAAUGCCAUUGAUAAUAUCAUCCUAUUCAUCGGCUAUUAUAUGCCAAUGAUCUGGGAAGACGAUUUCUAUCUUGAAUUCCGACGAGUCACCGGCCCAGUUCUCACAAUCUUUUGCACAUUUUUCUACGAACAUUCACUUUAUUUAAAUCCAUUGAUGAUAGUUCAAAGAAUCUACGGAGUUUACGAUCCAACCUCAAAUCUAUUCAGCGAUAAAAAACUAUGGAUAUAUUCCGCAAUUCUGGCAAUUGUUUCACUUAUCUCACUUCUUAUACCAUUCUUCUCCGAAUGCCAAAUCAAUAUGAAUCAAAGAUUGCUCACAUUUGAGUCAGCGUGUGCUCCAAAUCGGCAUACGAUAACAACACUCCAAAACCGCUAUCUAUUUUUGAUCCCAGUGUUUUCAAUGCUUCUGAAUAUUGCUCUUAUCCUAUUCCUUUCGAUCAAACACGGUGAGCUUCUGCACAAUCUCGACAAUACUCAUACUAGUGAGUAA